AUGUACAGUAGCACAGUGUUACAUACCAGCACCCAACAGGACAUGUACAUGAGCACAAUGUUGCAUACCAGCACCCUACAUGACAUGUACAUGAGCACAAUGUUGCAUACCAGCACCCUACAUGACAUGUACAUGAGCACAAUGUUGCAUACAAGCACCCAACAGGACAUGUACAGUAGCACAAUGUUACAUACCAGCACCCAACAGGACAUGUGCAUGAGCACAAUGUUGCAUACCAGCACCCUACAUGACAUGUACAUGAGCACAAUGUUGCAUACCAGCACCCUACAUGACAUGUACAUGAGCACAAUGUUGCAUACAAGCACCCAACAGGACAUGUACAUGAGCACAAUGUUGCAUACCAGCACCCAACAGGACAUGUACAUGAGCACAAUGUUGCAUACCAGCACCCAACAGGACAUGUACAUGAGCACAAUGUUACACACCAGCACCCAACAGGACAUGUACAUGAGCACAAUGUUGCAUACCAGCACCCAACAGGACAUGUACAUGAGCACAAUGGUACACACCAGCACCCAACAGGACAUGUACAUGAGCACAAUGGUACACACCAGCACCCAACAGUACAUGUACAUGAGCACAAUGGUACACACCAGCACCCAAAAGGACAUGUACAUGAGCACAAUGGUACUCACCAGCACCCAACAGGACAUGUACAUGAGCACAAUGGUACACACCAGCACCCAACAGGACAUGUACAGUAGCACAAUGUUACACACCAGCACCCAACAGGACAUGUACAGUAACACAAUGAUGCACACCAGCACCCAACAGGACAUGUACAGUAACACAAUGGUACACACCAGCAUCCAACAGGACAUGUACAGUAGCACAAUGGUGCACACCAUCACCCAACAGGACAUAUACAGUAGCAGAAUGGUGCACACCAGCACCCAACAGGACAUGUACAUGAGCACAAUGGUGCACACCAGCACCCAACAGGACAUGUACAGUAGCACAAUGGUGCACACCAGCACCUUGCCUCGACUUGAUUAUGCAGCUAUUUGA
This is a messenger RNA of Biomphalaria glabrata, 1029 nucleotides long. RefSeq lists its product as uncharacterized. The transcript has 2 exons. NCBI's taxonomy places the organism in Eukaryota, Metazoa, Mollusca, Gastropoda, Planorbidae. The coding region runs from base 1 to 1029 and encodes 342 amino acids. The record is from RefSeq and is a predicted model, not a curated record.